AUGACUGGCGGAAAGUCCGGCGGCAAGGCUAGCGGCAGCAAGAACGCGCAGUCCCGUUCCUCCAAGGCUGGUCUGGCCUUCCCCGUUGGCCGUGUCCACCGUCUUCUUCGCAAGGGCAACUACGCUCAGCGUGUCGGUGCCGGUGCUCCCGUCUACCUCGCUGCCGUCCUCGAGUAUCUCGCUGCUGAAAUCCUUGAGUUGGCUGGUAACGCCGCCCGUGACAACAAGAAGACCCGUAUCAUCCCCCGUCACCUCCAGCUCGCCAUCCGUAACGAUGAGGAGUUGAACAAGCUUCUGGGUCACGUCACCAUCGCCCAGGGUGGUGUUCUGCCCAACAUCCACCAGAACCUUCUUCCCAAGAAGACCCCCAAGGCUGGCAAGGGUAGCCAGGAGCUGUAG
Messenger RNA from Penicillium antarcticum, 399 nucleotides. RefSeq names its product histone H2A. The coding region runs from base 1 to 399 and encodes 132 amino acids. NCBI's taxonomy places the organism in Eukaryota, Fungi, Ascomycota, Eurotiomycetes, Eurotiales, Aspergillaceae. The transcript has 3 exons. Gene Ontology annotation, cellular component: nucleosome. The record is from RefSeq and is a predicted model, not a curated record. Gene Ontology annotation, molecular function: structural constituent of chromatin; protein heterodimerization activity; DNA binding.